UCUGCACGAGGAAAUAGAUUCAAACUGUAAACACAACCGCGUUUUGCCAUUGUUGUGCGAUGAAAAAUGUUAAGACACUUGUUCCUCCUCGCGCUCGUAGUUGCACUGCCUCGUGCUGCUGAAGCUCUGGACAAUGGUCUGGCGCUCAAACCCACAAUGGGCUGGCUGCACUGGGAGAGGUUCAUGUGUAAUAUCGACUGUGAGAAGGACCCCGACAACUGCAUCAGUGAGCGCCUGUACAUGCAGAUGGCAGAUGUGAUGGUGAAGGAGGGCUGGAAGGAGGCCGGUUACGAGUACGUCUGCAUUGAUGACUGCUGGUCCUCCCGUUAUCGCGAUGCCCAGGGCCGCCUGCAGGCAGACCCCAAAAGGUUCCCGGGGGGCAUCAAGAAACUGGCCGACUAUGUUCAUUCUAAAGGCCUGAAGCUGGGCAUCUAUGGAGACGUGGGGAAAAACACCUGUGCUGGAUACCCCGGCAGUCUGGGUUAUUAUGAGACAGAUGCUCAGACUUUUGCAGACUGGGGUGUGGAUCUGCUCAAGUUUGAUGGCUGCUUCAUGCCCUGGAGACUGCUGGGAGAAGGUUACAUGAAAAUGUCAAAGGCACUGAACAAAACUGGAGCAAGUAUCCUGUACUCCUGUGAGUGGCCUUUGUACGAGUGGCCUUUCCAUAAGCCCAACUACACGGCCAUCCGUGAGACGUGCAACCACUGGCGGAACUCUGAUGACGUAUACGACUCGUGGAGCUCUGUGAAGUCCAUCUUGAAUUGGGCUGCUGAUCAUCAGGACAUUAUCGUCCCAUCAGCUGGACCCGGGGGCUGGAACGACCCUGAUAUGCUCGUGAUUGGAAACUUUGGCCUGAGUCACAGCCAGCAGGAGUCUCAGAUGGCAUUAUGGGCCAUCAUGGCAGCCCCUCUGCUCAUGUCUAAUGAUCUGAGGGACAUUUGUCCUCGCUCCAAGGAGCUGCUGCAGAACAGACGCAUCAUCGCCAUAAGCCAGGAUCCAUUGGGCAAGCAAGGAUACCGUUCUGCCAUAGAGGACAGCUUUGAAGUGUGGGAGAGGCCGCUGUUUCAGAAGAGACUGGCUAUUGCUCUGAUGAACAAACAGGAGAUCGGCGGUCCAAGAGGGUUCUUCAUCAGAAUGGUCCCUGGCUGGAAGAUCUGCAACCCUCAGUGUAAUGUCACCCAGAUCCUGCCUCAGUACAAAGAAUUAGGUGUUCAGACUCCAAACAGCGACGUGGUUAUAUCGGUCAGCCCUUCAGGAACUGCUCUACUGACCGUUACUCCCAUCAACAGUGACUCAAGCUCUCUCGGGCUGCACUGGACAGACCUCUCGGUCAAACACAAGGAAGCCUUUUCAUAGUAAAGUUUUAUGUCUGAGGCAUCUUUGAUAAAAUUGCUUAUGGAUUUACAAAAAUAAAGUAUUUUAUUAACCCUGUAACCCAGCUUAAAUUAACCCAGAUACAACUAUUGCAGUACACACACAACUCUUCCCAACACAUAGGAUAAACCACUUAAUAUUUUGCACUCUUGCUGUGACUUUACCCACCUAGACUGAAAAAGUUCAAAACUGA
Cheilinus undulatus (humphead wrasse) is the source of this 1567-nucleotide messenger RNA. It is a transcript of the gene gla, whose product is annotated as galactosidase, alpha. The transcript is spliced from 7 exons. Bases 67 to 1356 code for a protein of 429 amino acids. Gene Ontology annotation, molecular function: alpha-galactosidase activity. The record is from RefSeq and is a predicted model, not a curated record. Lineage: Eukaryota; Metazoa; Chordata; Actinopteri; Labriformes; Labridae. Gene Ontology annotation, cellular component: cytoplasm. Gene Ontology annotation, biological process: glycoside catabolic process; glycosylceramide catabolic process; oligosaccharide metabolic process.